This is a messenger RNA of Pisolithus orientalis, 1187 nucleotides long. RefSeq names its product ribosomal protein S5 domain 2-type protein. Bases 138 to 1097 code for a protein of 319 amino acids. Gene Ontology annotation, biological process: U1 snRNA 3'-end processing; exonucleolytic trimming to generate mature 3'-end of 5.8S rRNA from tricistronic rRNA transcript (SSU-rRNA, 5.8S rRNA, LSU-rRNA); nuclear polyadenylation-dependent mRNA catabolic process. Gene Ontology annotation, cellular component: cytoplasmic exosome (RNase complex); nuclear exosome (RNase complex). The record is from RefSeq and is a predicted model, not a curated record. Lineage: Eukaryota; Fungi; Basidiomycota; Agaricomycetes; Boletales; Pisolithaceae. The transcript is spliced from 6 exons.
AGCCAACGAGACUGCGUGUAGCAGUACAUUUUCGAUCUCUACAGUAAUAGACUCUCAAAUGGGAUUGCUGUACAAUGCCCGAUAUCUAUUAGAGCCCCUAGCAAAGGGAGCAAGGUAACCUCCUACACCCAACCACCAUGUCCGUCAUACCCGAUGAAAAGAACCCCACGCCAACAAACCAAGCACAGUCUGACGAGCUUCGCGCGCAAAUCUUCCAGCGUCUUCACCCACACGCUUACCUCGACCGGUUCCUCACGGAAGGCGUCAGGCCAGACGGUCGCACUCCAGAAGAGUGGAGAGACGUGUUCAUCAACGUUGGCUCGAUAUCAACGGCAAACGGUUCAGCCCUUGUAAGGAUCGGUGGAACCACGAUCAUUUGUGGUGUCAAAGCUGAAGUCGCGGAACCAGAGUUGGAUACCCCAGACCAAGGUUUCCUAGUGCCAAACAUCGACCUCCCCGCCAUAUGUUCUCCGAAGUUCAAGCCUGGACCUCCUUCGGAGGAGGCUCAGGUACUGUCUGAGCGACUCAACGCCGCGCUUAUCAGCACACAACUUCUACCUCUCACGACGCUUUGUAUUGAGCCCGGACGAUCCGUAUGGUGUCUCUACGUUGACGCCACCUGCAUUAAUUAUGACGGGAACGCGUUUGACGCAGCCCUUCUCGCGAUGGUUGCUGCUCUUCGAAACACAACCUUGCCUGAGUGCACCUAUAACGAGGAGACUGGCCGUACAACGUGUCGUUCUCGCUCAGCGCGUCGUCCACUCCCUCUCAAUGAAGAUAAGGUUAUCGUAGGGCUUAGCUUUGGGGUUGUACCGACUCCGAGUGUUCCCAUGGGUCUGGACACGAGUGAAGGAAAGAACACCUCCCAGACGACUGGGCCGAUACUCCUUGCGGACCCGACGGCUUUUGAGGAACCUCUCCUAGCACAAGUGGUCACAGUUGUUGUCGACGUGCAGGGUCGCGUCGUCUCUGUGGAAGGUGGUGUGUGCGGAAAGUCGGGUGCGGACCAUGAUGAGGACGAGGGUUCGACGUUCAUAGAAAAGUCCCUUCAAGCUGCUCAAGCACGGGCGAAAAUAUUACACCAGCUUCUACGAUGAUAAGUUGAUUAUCAAAAAUGAUAAACUGCAUGACGGUGUAGUCCUCGUGAUAGCCUCCUAGUGUCGGGCGUUACCUUAAAGCUCACAAGG